Messenger RNA from Anguilla rostrata (American eel), 1928 nucleotides. RefSeq names its product odorant receptor 131-2-like. The record is from RefSeq and is a predicted model, not a curated record. The transcript has a single exon. Gene Ontology annotation, biological process: detection of chemical stimulus involved in sensory perception of smell; G protein-coupled receptor signaling pathway. Gene Ontology annotation, molecular function: G protein-coupled receptor activity; odorant binding; olfactory receptor activity. NCBI's taxonomy places the organism in Eukaryota, Metazoa, Chordata, Actinopteri, Anguilliformes, Anguillidae. Gene Ontology annotation, cellular component: membrane. The coding region runs from base 464 to 1450 and encodes 328 amino acids.
AAUUUACAGUACACCAACAGCAACAGAGCCAUAUUAAAAUUCAGUGAUUCAGAAGCUAGUUACCAUUUCCAUAAUUUGUGAUCAUUGUUGCCAUGGACCUGAUUUGUCAAUCCCAAACCAAGGCCCUUAGCGAAAACAUUGCGUUUGGAAGAGCCUAUAAAGGUGUGGUGCAGGGAGCUCUUUUCCAGUACUGAACCUGAAGACUCAUCAAGAAGAUCUGAUAUUUGGUCAUGCUUGAAGAAUGCAGGUUCUUUUCUUUUUAACUCGUUCAUAAAAUAAUGAAAAACAAUGUUACAGCAAACUGGUGGAAUGAUCGUGAAGAAAUCUGUCCGAAAAUUAAGAAAAUAUCGUGCUGCGUUUUAAGGAAAUGCUCAGUUUGGAUAGAUUGUGAUGUGUGCGUGCAUGUGUUUGUUAUUCUGCCGCUGGUUGUGCAACUUCUUCCGGCAGACACCAGAGAGUCAGCAUGGCUGAAAACAGCACAGCACAGAACGGCAGUUUAAGCAGCGGUGCCACGUUAUCACAAAUGAGUGAGAAGCUGCUGAUAUUGCAUGUGUUGGUGGGGAUCUUCCUCUACGUGAACUGCCUCAUGAUCUUCACCUUUUUCAAGAAGGAGGCCUUCCGUAACGAUGUGCGCUACAUCCUCUUCGUGCACACGCUCUUCUGCGACAGCUUGUUUCUAGUUCUGACGAACGUUCAGCUCGUCCUGAGCCGUACCAACGUCCCGAUACUUGUUGGGCUGUGUCUCUGCCUCAAUAUGGUCAUGAGCCUCCUCACGUUUUCUACACCGCUGACGCUCAUGGCCAUGAGCUUGGAGCGAUACGUGGCCAUCUGCAUGCCCCUGAGGCACGCAGAAAUCUCUACCGCGUCUAAAGCCGUACGCUGCAUCCCCGUCAUCCAUGCGCUCAGCUCCAUACAGCUCAUCAUUUUCACCUCCAUCUUAAUCUCCAUCGUUCCAUCAAGUUUUUACAUGGAAAAAAGAUUGUGCAAUGUGGAGAUUUUCACCGUGCACAAAUGGCAGGGUUACAUCAGGUCAGCCAUUUUGCAGCUCUACUUCGUGGUCAUGUCCAGCGUCAUUGUCUUCACGUACGUAAAAAUCAUGAGGGCUGCCAAACUCGCUUCGACGGACAAGAAGAAGUCCGCCUCCAAGGGUCUUAGGACAGUUGCCCUUCAUGCAAUCCAGCUGAUGCUUUGUUUGAUUCAGCUGUGGUGCCCAUUCAUAGAGAUGGUAAUACUGGAGAUCGAUUUGCAACUUUUCAUGAAUGUGAGAUAUUUUAACUAUAUUGUUUUCAUUCUUGUCCCACGAUGUCUCAGUCCACUUGUGUAUGGUUUAAGGGAUGAUAAGUUUUUCUUGGUUUUGAAAUAUUAUGCCCUUUGUGGGAUGUGCAAGAAAAUAUCUCCAGUUAUAAUUCUCUCCAAGAAAAGGACAAAUAUUGUAUUCAUAAAAACAUAAUUCAAUAAAUGUAUAAUUUAAUGACACAAGUCAAUAACUUUAAACUGCUGCUGAAUGUAUUUCCAAAAACAUACUGUUAUAAAUUCAAUUAAAAAAUAAAAAAAAAAGUUUUUUUUUCAAUGACACACUGUAUUAAAAUUUGUUCAUUUUAAUAAAGGAGUCAGCACUCCAUUUGCUUUUUAAAUUUGUGUUCAGUGCAUGCAAAUGUUCUUGUUCAUUGUCUGCAAACAUUUGUGUAUAUUUGUUGAUAAAUAAAUAAUACAUAAUACAAUUGGUUGCUUGCUCUGCUUUGCCUCAAAGCACCGACACAUUGGCAUUGAUUCAAACAUAUCUUCUGGUGUUUUUCAGAUGUGCUUAUUUACUUCAGUGACUGAGAAAGAUUAAUUAGAAGAAAGAGACAGGUGCAGACAUUAUAUUAGUUACUACAUUACUGCCUACCACCAAAACUGUUGCCCUGUAAUUCCAUUUCACUGAGAAA